AUGAAUGUCAACAUUGUUCAGUUCGCCUACAGCUCUUCGUUAAAAUUCGUACUCUUUCGUAUAACUCCAGUAAUAGUUAAUGGACAGACUGACUAUCUAUCUAUCUAUCUAUCUAUCUAUCUAUCAUCUAUCUAUCUAUCUAUCUAUCUAUCUAUCUCAGGCUGUUCAUAUCUAAGUGUGUUCAUAUCUAUCUACCGCAUUCUGUUCGUAUCUGUCUAUCUAUUGAUCUAUCCCAGGCUGUUCAUAUCUAUCUAUCUAUCUAUCUAUCUAUCUAUCUAUCUAUCUAUCUAUCUAUUUCUGCUCUCUAGUGUUUAUUGGUUCUUCCUUUUGGGGCUGAUAUCAUUUAGUCUUUCUUUUGUUUAUUGGUUCUUCCUUUUGGGGCUGAUAUCAUUUAGUCUUUCUUUUGUUUAUUGGUUCUUCCUUUUGGGGCUGAUAUCUUUUAGUCUUUCUUUUGUUCAUUGGUUCUUCCUUUUGGGGCUGAUAUCUUUUAGUCUUUCUUUUGUUUAUUUGUUCUUCCAUUUGGGGCUGAUAUCUUUUAGUCUUUCUUUUGUUUAUUGGUUCUUCCUUUUGGGGCUGAUAUCUUUUAGUCUCUCUUUUGUUUAUUGGUUCUUCCUUUUGUGGCUGAUAUCUUUUAGUCUUUCUUUUGUUUAUUGGUUCUUCCUUUUGGGGCUGAUAACAUUUAGUCUUUCUUUUGUUUAUUGGUUCUUCCUUUUGGGGCUGACAUCAUUUAGUCUCUCUUUUGUUUAUUGGUUCUUCCUUUUGGGGCUGAUAUCUUUUAGUCUCUCUUUUGUUUCUUGGUUCUUCCUCUUGGGGAUGAUAUCUUUUAGUCUCUCUUUUGUUUAUUGUCUCUCUUUUGUUUAUUGGUUCUUCCUUUUGGGGCUGAUAUCUUUUAGUCUUUCUUUUGUUCAUUGGUUCUUCCUUUUGGGGCUGAUAUCUUUUAGUCUUUCUUUUGUUUAUUUGUUCUUCCAUUUGGGGCUGAUAUCUUUUAGUCUUUCUUUUGUUUAUUGGUUCUUCCUUUUGGGGCUGAUAUCAUUUAGUCUUUCUUUUGUUUAUUGGUUCUUCCUUUUGGGCUUGAUAUCUUUUAGUCUUUCUUUUGUUUAUUGGUUCUUCCUUUUGGGGCUGAUAUCAUUUAGUCUUUCUUUUGUUUAUUGGUUCUUCCUUUUUGGGCUUAAUAUCUUUAGUCUCUCAUUUGUUUAUUGGUUCUUCCUCUUGGGGCUGAUAUCUUUUAUCUUUCUUUUUUUAUUGGUUCUUCCUUUUGGGCUUGAUAUCUUUUUUAAUCUUUCUUUUGUUUAUUGGUUCUUCCUGUUGGGGCUGAUAUCUAUUAGUCUCUCUUUUGUUUAUAGGUUCUUCCUUUUGGGGCUGAUAUCUUUUAGUCUUUAUUUUGUUUAUUGGUUCUUCCUUUUGGGGCUGAUAUCUUUUCGUCUUUCUUUUGUUUAUUGUCUUUCUUUUGUUUAUUGGUUCUUCCUUUUGGGGCUGAUAUCUUUUAGUCUUUCUUUUGUUCAUUGGUUCUUCCUUUUGGACUUGAUAUCUUUUAAUCUUUCUUUUGUUUAUUGGUUCUUCCUGUUGGGGCUGAUAUCUAUUAGUCUCUCUUUUGUUUAUAGGUUCUUCCUUUUGGGGCUGAUAUCUUUUAGUCUUUAUUUUGUUUAUUGGUUCUUCCUUUUGGGGCUGAUAUCUAUUAGUCUCUCUUUUUCUUUAUUUUGUUUAUUGGUUCUUCCUUUUGGGCUGACAUCAUUUAGUCUCUCUUUUGUUUAUUGGUUCUUCCUUUUGGGGCUGAUAUCUUUUAGUCUCUCUUUUGUUUAUUGGUUCUUCCUUUUGUGGCUGAUAUCUUUUAGUCUUUCUUUUGUUUAUUGGUUCUUCCUUUUGGGGCUGAUAACAUUUAGUCUUUCUUUUGUUUAUUGGUUCUUCCUUUUGGGGCUGACAUCAUUUAGUCUCUCUCUUUUGUUUAUUGGUUCUUCCUUUUUGGGGCUGAUAUCUUUUAGUCUCUCUUUUGUUUCUUGGUUCUUCCUCUUGGGGAUGAUAUCUUUUAUCUCUCUUUUUGUUUAUUGGUUCUUCCUUUUGGGGCUGAUAUCUUUUAGUCUUUCUUUUGUUCAUUGGUUCUUCCUUUUGGGGAUGAUAUCUUUUAGUCUUUUUCUUUUUCUUUCUUUUGUUUAUUGGUUCUUCCUUUUGGGGCUGAUAUCAUUUAGUCUUUCUUUUGUUUAUUGGUUCUUCCUUUUGGGCUUGAUAUCUUUUAGUCUUUCUUUUGUUUAUUGGUUCUUCCUUUUGGGGCUGAUAUCAUUUAGUCUUUCUUUUGUUUAUUGGUUCUUCCUUUUGGGCUUAAUAUCUUUUAGUCUCUCAUUUGUUUAUUGGUUCUUCCUCUUGGGGCUGAUAUCUUUUAGUCUUUCUUUUGUUUAUUGGUUCUUCCUUUUGGGCUUGAUAUCUUUUAGUCUUUCUUUUUUUUAUUGGUUCUUCCUUUUGGGCUUGAUAUCUUUUAAUCUUUCUUUUGUUUAUUGGUUCUUCCUGUUGGGGCUGAUAUCUAUUAGUCUCUCUUUUGUUUAUAGGUUCUUCCUUUUGGGGCUGAUAUCUUUUAGUCUUUAUUUUGUUUAUUGGUUCUUCCUUUUGGGGCUGAUAUCUUUUCGUCUUUCUUUUGUUUAUUGGUUCUUCCUUUUGAGGCUGAUAUCUUUUAUCUUUCUUUUUGUUCAUUGGUUCUUCCUUUUGGACUUGAUAUCUUUUAAUCUUUCUUUUGUUUAUUGGUUCUUCCUGUUGGGGCUGAUAUCUAUUAGUCUCUCUUUUGUUAUUAGGUUCUUCCUUUUGGGGCUGAUAUCUUUUAGUCUUUAUUUUGUUUAUUGGUUCUUCCUUUUGGGGCUGAUAUCUAUUAGUCUCUCUUUUGUUUAUAGGUUCCUCCUUUUGGGGCUGAUAUCUUUUAGUCUUUAUUUUGUUUAUUGGUUCUUCCUUUUGGGGCUGAUAUCUUUUCGUCUUUCUUUUGUUUAUUGGUUCUUCCUUUUGGGGCUGAUAUCUUUUAGUCUUUCUUUUGUUUAUUGGUUCUUCCUUUUGGGGAUGAUAUAUUUUAGUCUUUCAUUUGUUUAUUGGUUCUUCCUUUUGGGGCUGAUAUCUUUUAGUCUUUCUUUUGUUCAUUGGUUCUUCCUUUUGGGCUUGAUAAUUUUUAGUCUUUCUUUUCUUCAUUGGUUCUUCCUUUUGGGGCUGAUAUCAUUUAGUCUUUCUUUUGUUUAUUGGUUCUUCCUUUUGGGGCUGAUAUCAUUUAGUCUUUCUUUUGUUUAUUGGUUCUACCUUUUGGGGCUGACAUUUUUUAGUCUUUCUUUUGUUCAAUGGUUCUUUCUUUUGGGGCUGAUAUCUUUUAGUCUCUCUUUUGUUUAUUGGUUCUUUCUUUUGGGGCUGUUAUUUUUUAGUCUCUCCUUUGUUUCUUGGUUCUUCCUUUUGGGGCUGAUAUCAUUUAGUCUUUCUUUUGUUUAUUGGUUCUUCCUUUUGGGGCUGAUAUCUUUUAGUCUUUCUUUUGUUUAUUGUCUUUCUUUUGUUUAUUGGUUCUUUCUUUUGGGGUUGUUAUUUUUUAGUCUUUCUUUUGUUUAUUGGUUCUUCCUUUUGGGCUUGAUAUCUUUUAGUCUUUCUUUUGUUUAUUGGUUCUUCCUUUUGGGGCUAAUAUCAUUUAGUCUUUCUUUUGUUUAUUGGUUCUUCCUUUUAGGCUUAAUAUCUUUUAGUCUCUCAUUUGUUUAUUGGUUCUUCCUCUUGGGGCUGAUAUCUUUUAGUCUUUCUUUUGUUUAUUGGUUCUUCCUUUUGGGCUUGAUAUCUUUUAGUCUUUCUUUUUUUUAUUGGUUCUUCCUUUUGGGCUUGAUAUCUUUUAAUCUUUCUUAUGUUUAUUGGUUCUUCCUGUUGGGGCUGAUAUCUAUUAGUCUCUCUUUUUCUUUAUUUUGUUUAUUGGUUCUUCCUUUUGGGGCUGAUAUCUUUUCGUCUUUUCUUUUUGUUUAUUGGUUCUUCCUUUUGAGGCUGAUAUCUUUUAGUCUUUAUUUUGUUUAUUGGUUCUUCCUUUUGGGGCUGAUAUCUUUUCGUCUUUCUUUUGUUUAUUGGUUCUUCCUUUUGGGGCUGAUCUCUUUUAGUCUUUCUUUUGUUUAUUGGUUCUUCCUUUUGGGGCUGAUAUCUUUUAGUCUUUCUUUUGUUCAUUGGUUCUUCCUUUUGGGCUUGAUAUCUUUUAAUCUUUCUUUUGUUUAUUGGUUCUUCCUGUUGGGGCUGAUAUCUAUUAGUCUCUCUUUUGUUUAUAGGUUCUUCCUUUUGGGGCUGAUAUCUUUUAGUCUUUAUUUUGUUUAUUGGUUCUUCCUUUUGGGGCUGAUAUCUAUUAGUCUCUCUUUUGUUUAUAGGUUCUUCCUUUUGGGGCUGAUAUCUUUUAGUCUUUAUUUUGUUUUAUUGGUUCUUCCUUUUGGGGCUGAUAUCUUUUCGUCUUUCUUUUUGUUUAUUGUCUCUCUUUUGUUUAUUGGUUCUUUCUUUUGGGGCUGUUAUUUUUUAGUCUUUCUUUUGUUUUUCUUUUCUUCUUUUUUGGGGCUGAUAUCUUUUAGUCUUUCUUUUCUUUUUAUUGGUUCUUCCUUUUGGGUCUCUCUCUUUUAUUUAUUGGUUCUUCCUUUUGGGGCUGAUAUUUUUAGUCUCUCUUUUUUGUUUAUUGGUUCUAACUCUCUCUUUUGUUCAUUGGUUCUUCCUUUUGGGCUGACAUCAUUUAGUCUCUCUUUUGUUUAUUGGUUCUUCCUUUUGGGGCUGAUAUCUUUUAGUCUCUCUUUUGUUUAUUGGUUCUUCCUUUUUGUGGCUGAUAUCUUUUAUCUCUCUUUUGUUUAUUGGUUCUUCCUUUUGGGGCUGAUAUCUUUUAGUCUUUCUUUUGUUUAUUGGUUCUACCUUUUGGGGCUGACAUCUUUUAGUCUUUCUUUUGUUUUUUGGUUCUUCCUUUUUGGGCUGACAUCUUUUAGUCUCUCUUUUGUUUCUUGGUUCUACCUUUUGGGGCUGACAUCUUUUGGUCUUUCUUUUGUUUAUUGGUUCUUCCUUUUGGGGCUGACAUCUUUUAGUCUCUCUUCUGUUUCUUGGUUCUACCUUUUGGGGCUGACAUCUUUUAGUCUCUCUUUUGUUUAUUCGUUCUUCCUUUUGGGGCUGACAUCUUUUGGUCUUUCUUUUGUUUAUUGGUUCUUCCUUUUGGGGAUGACAUCUUUUAGUCUCUCUUUUAUUUCUUGGUUCUUCCUUUUGGGGCUGACAUCUUUUAGUCUCUCUUUUGUUUCUUGGUUCUUCCUUUUGGGGCUGACAUCUUUUAGUCUUUCUUUUGUUUAUUGGUUCUACCUUUUGGGGCUGACAUCUUUUAGUCUUUCUUUUGUUUAUUGGUUCUACCUUUUGGGGCUGACAUCUUUUAGUCUUUCUUUUGUUUAUUGGUUCUUCCUUUUGGGGCUGACAUCUUUUAGUCUCUCUUUUGUUUCUUGGUUCUUCCUUUUGGGGCUGACAUCUUUUAGUCUUUCUUUUGUUUAUUGGUUCUACCUUUUGGGGCUGACAUCUUUUAGUCUUUCUUUUGUUUAUUGGUUCUACCUUUUGGGGCUGACAUCUUUUAGUCUCUCUUUUGUUUAUUGGUUCUUCCUUUUGGGGCUGACAUCUUUUAGUCUUUCUUUUGUUUAUUGGUUCUUCCUUUUGGGGCUGAUAUCUUUUAUCUCUCUUUUGUUUAUUGGUUCUUCCUUUUGGGCUGACAUCUUUUGGUCUUUCUUUUGUUUAUUGGUUCUUCCUUUUGGGGCUGACAACUUUUAUCUUUCUUUUGUUCAUUGGUUCUUCCUUUUGGGCUUGAUAUCUUUUAGUCUUUCUUUUGUUCAAUGGUUCUUUCUUUUGGGGCUGAUAUCUUUUAGUCUCUCUUUUAUUUAUUGGUUCUUCCUUUUAGGGCUGAUAUUUUUUAGUCUCUCUUUUUCUCUCUUUUGUUCAUUGGUUCUUCCUUUUGGGCUGACAUCAUUUAGUCUCUCUUUUGUUUAUUCGUUCUUCCUUUUGGGGCUGAUAUCUUUUAGUCUCUCUUUUGUUUAUUGGUUCUUCCUUUUGUGGCUGAUAUCUUUUAGUCUUUCUUUUGUUUAUUGGUUCUUCCUUUUGGGGCUGAUAACAUUUAGUCUUUCUUUUGUUUAUUGGUUCUUCCUUUUGGGGCUGACAUCAUUUAGUCUCUCUUUUGUUUAUUGGUUCUUCCUUUUGGGGCUGAUAUCUUUUAGUCUCUCUUUUGUUUCUUGGUUCUUCCUCUUGGGGAUGAUAUCUUUUAGUCUCUCUUUUUCUCUCUUUUUGUUUAUUGGUUCUUCCUUUUUGGGGCUGAUAUCUUUUAGUCUUUCUUUUUGUUUAUUGAUUCUUCCUUUUGAGGCUGACAUCUUUUAUCUCUCUUUUGUUUAUUGGUUCUUCCUUUUGGGGCUGAUAUCUUUUAGUCUUUCUUUUGUUUAUUGGUUCUACCUUUUGGGGCUGACAUCUUUUAGUCUUUCUUUUGUUUUUUGGUUCUUCCUUUUUGGGCUGACAUCUUUUGGUCUUUCUUUUGUUUAUUGGUUCUUCCUUUUGGGGAUGACAUCUUUUAGUCUCUCUUUUAUUUCUUGGUUCUUCCUUUUGGGGCUGACAUCUUUUAGUCUCUCUUUUUGUUUCUUGGUUCUUCCUUUUGGGGCUGACAUCUUUUAUCUCUCUUUUGUUUCUUGGUUCUUCCUUUUGGGGCUGACAUCUUUUGGUCUUUCUUUUGUUUAUUGGUUCUUCCUUUUGGGGCUGACAUCUUUUAGUCUUUCUUUUGUUUAUUGGUUCUUCCUUUUGGGGCUGACAUCUUUAGUCUUUCUUUUUCUCUCUUUUGUUUAUUGGUUCUUCCUUUUGGGGCUGAUAUCUUUUAGUCUCUCUUUUGUUUCUUGGUUCUACCUUUUGGGGCUGACAUCUUUUAGUAUCUCUUUUGUUUCUUGGUUCUACCUUUUGGGGCUGACAUCUUUUAGUCUCUCUUUUGUUUAUUCGUUCUUCCUUUUGGGGCUGACAUCUUUUGGUCUUUCUUUUGUUUAUUGGUUCUUCCUUUUGGGGCUGACAUCUUUUAGUCUCUCUUUUGUUUAUUGGUUCUUCCUUUUGGGGCUGACAUCUUUUGGUCUUUCUUUUGUUUAUUGGUUCUUCCUUUUGGAGCUGACAUCUUUUAGUCUUUCUUUUGUUUAUUGGUUCUACCUUUUGGGGCUGACAUCUUUUAGUCUUUCUUUUGUUUAUUGGUUCUUCCUUUUGUGGCUGACAUCUUUUAGUCUCUCUUUUGUUUAUUGGUUCUUCCUUUUGGGGCUGACAUCUUUUGGUCUUUCUUUUGUUUAUUGGUUCUUCCUUUUGUGGCUGACAUCUUUUAGUCUCUCUUUUGUUUCUUGGUUCUACCUUUUGGGGCUGACAUCUUUUGGUCUUUCUUUUGUUUAUUGGUUCUUCCUUUUGGGGCUGACAUCUUUUAGUCUCUCUUUUGUUUCUUGGUUCUACCUUUUGGGGCUGACAUCUUUUAGUCUCUCUUUUGUUUAUUGGUUCUUCCUUUUGUGGCUGAUAUCUUUUGGUCUUUCUUUUGUUUAUUGGUUCUUCCUUUUGGGGCUGACAUCUUUUAGUCUCUCUUCUGUUUCUUGGUUCUACCUUUUGGGGCUGACGUCUUUUGGUCUUUCUUUUGUUUAUUGGUUCUACCUUUUGGGGCUGACAUCUUUUAGUCUUUCUUUUGUUUAUUGGUUCUUCCUUUUGGGGCUGACAUCUUUUAGUCUUUCUUUUGUUUAUUGGUUCUUCCUUUUGGGGCUGACAUCUUUCAGUCUUUCUUUUGUUUAUUGGUUCUUCCUUUUGGGGCUGACAUCUUUUAGUCUCUCUUUUGUUUAUUGGUUCUACCUUUUGGGGCUGACAUCUUUUAGUCUUUCUUUUGUUUAUUGGUUCUUCCUUUUGGGGCUGAUAUCUUUUAGUCUUUCUUUUGUUUAUUGGUUCUUCCUUUUGGGGCUGACAUCUUUUAGUCUCUCUUUUGUUUAUUGGUUCUUCCUUUUGGCGCUGAUAUCUUUUAGUCUCUCUUUUUUUUCUUCUUUUGGAUUGCGUUUUUGUAUAACAUAUGUUAUGAAUAAUCAAUUUUCCCUUGUUUUGUUACUCUCUCUCUCUCUCUCUCUCUCUCUCUCUCUCUCUCUCUCUCUCUCUCUCUCUCUCCUCUUUGAGAGAGUUAUUUCUUAA
This is a messenger RNA of Acanthosepion pharaonis, 8148 nucleotides long. NCBI's taxonomy places the organism in Eukaryota, Metazoa, Mollusca, Cephalopoda, Sepiida, Sepiidae. The record is from the annotation of a GenBank genome assembly.